Molecule: messenger RNA, 3631 nt
Organism: Anas platyrhynchos (mallard)
Lineage: Eukaryota; Metazoa; Chordata; Aves; Anseriformes; Anatidae
Product: cytosolic phospholipase A2 gamma
Biological process (GO): glycerophospholipid catabolic process
Cellular component (GO): cytosol; nucleoplasm; nuclear envelope
Molecular function (GO): calcium ion binding; calcium-dependent phospholipid binding
Source: RefSeq, a predicted model, not a curated record
ACUUGGAAGUAAUAAAUUCAGCUCCUUUCCAGUUGCAAAUUUACUCUGAACUAAAACAUUGCUCUUCAUACCUUUUUCAAAGAUCUAUAGGAUACCAAGACAGACAUCUCAAUGGCUACCAAGAAUGAUAAUGAAGUUCGUGUGUCUAGCGAUCUCUCAGAAGGUGAGAUAAAAGCCAUUCAGAAGAGAAGAGAAAGAGUGAAGACGUGCCUGCAUGAAUUACUUGAUGUUCAUUUUGAUGAGGAUAAAGUACCUAACAUUGUUGUUCUGGGAUCAGGAGGAGGCCUGCGUGCUAUGAUAGCCCUGCUGGGAACCUUGGUGGAGCUGAAAAAUCAGAAUAUCUUGGAUGCUGUCAUGUAUCUGUGUGGGGUGUCAGGAUCCACUUGGUGCAUGUCCAUGCUGUAUACAGAUUCUAAAUGGUCAGAAAAAUUGUCCCUGGAAGAGAAUCUGAUCAAUAUUCUCACAGUGGACAGUUGGGAUAUUUCGAAGGCAAUAGACUAUUUAGAGGAGUCAUCAGAAGAUGAAAAUUACUCACUCACUGAUGUCUGGACCUGUGUUGUAUACAAAAUACUGCAUCAGUUUGAUGAGAAGGAGCUGACUGAUUACAAGGAUGCCUCAGAGAGUGGAAUAAACCCUUACCCAAUUUACGCAGCAGUGGAUAAGGAAAAACUGAGUGAAGCGUGUGCGGGUGCAAGCUCUCCAGGGACCUGGUUUGAAUUCACUCCACAUGAGGCUGGAUAUACUGCCUUGGGUGCUUUUGUGAGUACAGAGAACUUUGGAAGUAAAUUUGAAAACGGUAAACUGAUGGAGAAGAAAAAGGAAAAAAACAUUUGUUACAUGCAAGGCUUAUGGGGGAGUGCUUUGGGAAGCAUGGAAGAAAAUCUAAAGGCUAUACGAGACUAUAUCGAGUGGUUGUUACAAAGGUUACUAAGUUCCUGUGAGACGAGGACAUGCAGCCCAUGUGGAUAUGGUCAUGAAGGUAUAUCAAAUACCACCGAGUUUUCUCAGGCUGCUUUGCUUCUACUAGAACUUCAGCCGUGUGCCGUAAGUGGGAGAGAUCCUGAAGAAGUCUUCAAUAAAUUGUUGAAAAUAUUGUCAGGCAAGUGAAUGUGCAUCCUAAUAAAUGUGCCUUAAAGUACAUAAGACUUGUGUGAUGAAAACAAAGGAGGGAAGAAUAGAGAGCUGUGUUAAUCUGUGCAAAGAAAUAGAAAAGGAAUUUAGAGGCAAGUAUUGCACAUUAAUGCUUACCGUAAUGGUGAUGCUCUCCCCACCCCAUUUAGAAAAAUUCACAGGUUUUUCUACAAAUCCUGUGAUUUAUUACAAAAGCCCACAUGCAUUUGUUGGAAAAAGUUGUCAUGUAAGUUGAUGUGUAUUUGUUUCUUUAAUGUCACUGGCUUUUAGCUUUUUCUCCACUUCAUUUUCCUUUCAUUUUUUCACAAUUUCAUUUUUUCAGAGUGUCUUGGACUAGAAGGUACUCCAGAAGAAAUAUCACGAUUAUUGCAUGGCAAGUUUAUUUCAUUUUUAAUAUCUUUUAUUGCUCUUUAUAUCGUAUGUGCUUUCAAAAAAAUCCAUCUUUGGAGGAUUGUGAACAUAAAUUCCAGUGUAAAUCUUAUGUAAGGUCAUUGUGGGAUGAUCUAGUGAAAAUUAUACUAUAGAAUGUAUCAAUGAUAUUCCAGUUUUCAAUGUUCAUAAAGCUUUCUGUUCUCGUGAAAGUAAUUAGAAUCUGCCUUCCUGAGUAAAUAAAUUAGGAGGCCUAAUCCUGAACAAUCAGUUUCCCAUUUAUUCUUGUUCCAGAGUGAACCUGUACUUCUCAGGCAUUCAAAACUGAUGAAGUAUAUGUUGAAGAGUGGAUUUCUCAGUGGUUUUCUGUUAGCUACUUAGCAUGCCGUACUCUCAAGUAUUAUUUGCAACAUGCAUCACUAGAGACAUUUUGAAAUAAAAAGUCAUGAAAUAAGAAAUCCUAUAGCAAGCAUUUUUGGCAGCUAAUCAAAAUCUCCACCCUUUUAUCUGCUUAGAUAAAAGUAACUUUUAGUUACUUUUAGCACUAAAGUUUUAAGUAACUGAACUCAUUUAGCUUAUAUCUACAAUAUUUAUUGGACUAUGAGUCGAAUGAAGAUUAUUUGGAUUUAUUUUUAAAAAGACCGAGAAGAGGUCUAAGCAAGACACAAGUAAAUUUCAAAUAAGAAUUUCACGUUGAAGUUCCUAGAAUACGUUUGCAAUGUUAAGCUGAUAUAUCACAUGUGUAGACCCAGGGCUCUGCUAGUUCCAUCACCCACUGUGUAUGGGCGGCUUUUUGCCAACUCCUUCUGGAGCAAAUUGGUUGGUGUUACGAGAUUAAAUAUGGCCAUUGUUUCUUUAAUCUCCGGUGCUUGUUCCAAGGACUGUGUACACAGAUCACACCUGGCCUGUCUUUGCCCAAUACAGUCCUUCAAAUUAUCACAUUGAGCUGGUUUUCUCACAUUUUCUCACAUGAUCACUUGGAUUUCUCAUGGUUUUCUGCCAAUAUUCCCCUCCUUGCACAGUUUGUUCUACUGGGCUGUAACCUGGCUCUCACUUUAUCCAUGGGACUUUCAGCUGGAAAGAAAAUUAAAAGAAAGAACACUCUCUGAGCCACAAGAAUGUUACAAGGGGCCCAGAAAAGAUCAGGCCUUGACUGACUUAUUCAAAUCUGUUUCAAGUGGGUUAAGAUUCCACUGACUGAUGUUAAUUAUCUGAACUAGUGAAAAGUUUGGUUCUUUUUCUUUGGUUCUUUUUCUUUCACUUGGGCCUUGGCACUAAGGCUGGCUGUAUACUAUCAGCAUGUAUGUUCUUCUGACAUGAUGCAUCUUCACCAGAUUUUGUUGCACCAGUCAAAAAGUGAAGUUGUCUAGAUUCAACUAUGUUCUAAAUUGUUUUAUCUCUUCUUAGCUGACUUACAGAGUAUCUUCAGGAUCCUGACUAAAACAAUGGAGUGUAUUUUAAACUGGAUGUGGGGAACAACUAAUAACUUCCUUUACAAGUGCCCUAAAAUUCAGUCCUCUUACCUGGUCGAAAACAAAACCAUCUCCUUGAUUGAUGCUGGCGUGGCAAUAAAUUCUGCCUAUCCUCUGGUACUUAGAGCACAACGUCAAACAGAUCUUAUCCUUUCCUUUGACUUCAGCUCCGAAGAUCCUUUUGAGACUGUCGAGAAAGCAGCUGACUACUGCCAGAAAAAUGGUAUUCCAUUUCCCAACAUAGAGAAGCAGGAAAUGGACAAGGAAAGCCCUUCUGAUUGUUAUAUCUUUCGAGGAGACAAGUCGUGCCCUACAGUCAUGCACUUUCCACUCUUCAACAAAGUGAAUUGUUCUGAUAAAAUUGAAGAAUACAGAAGUAAUUUCUCUACUUUUAACAUGUCCUACUCCGAGACUAACAUCAAAGAUCUCCUUGCAAAAGCAAAGCUGAAUGUGUCCAAUAAUAGUAAGAGAAUUUUGCAAGAGAUACAACGGCUUCUAUCUUCCUCUCAUACAAACAAGUUCUGAAUGCAAAGGUAGUUUUUGUUUGUUUGAUUGUUUUCUCUUCUGUGCAGAAUAAUGAAUUUAUGACUCUGUAUUUCUCACCUGCUCAUUUUUCUGCAUUUCUUGUGUAUAAAAUUUAAAACUGAUCAAAUAUUAAA